Messenger RNA from Pocillopora damicornis (cauliflower coral), 882 nucleotides. Its product is annotated as putative skeletal organic matrix protein 5. The record is from RefSeq and is a predicted model, not a curated record. Lineage: Eukaryota; Metazoa; Cnidaria; Anthozoa; Scleractinia; Pocilloporidae.
AACGAUGCCAUGAAAAUGUUACAAACCAAACUCGAAGGUCUUAUUGCAGCAAUGAAGAAUCGUUCUCCUUCACUUCCAGCCUCUUCUUGCAAGGAACACUACGAAAAAUACAAGUCGACAAAGAGUCAAGUUUACCCCCUAAUAUUUGGUUCACAAAACAUUCCUGUUUACUGUCACAUGGGGAGCUUUGGUUGCGGAGAAGGGGGAUGGACUUUGGCCAUGAAGAUUGACGGAAAGAAGAAAACCUUCCAUUAUGAUUCCAAGUUUUGGAGCGACAAAAAUGUCUUCAACCUUCCCGGAGGAAAGACUGGCUUUGACUCAGAGGAGACCAAAUUACCGACCUACUGGAACACACCCUUCUCCAAGAUAUGCCUCGGUAUGAAAAUCAACCAACAGCUCAGGUUUAUUGUCAUCAACAAGCAAGCAAGCUCUCUCCACUCACUGAUCGCAGAUGGAAAAUACCGCAACACUGCACUGGGUCGCAACACGUGGAAGAAGUUGAUCGGCUCACAAUCCUCCUUACAGGCCAACUGUAACAAGGAAGGCUUCAAUGCUGCGGGCAGUGCCAAAGGCUCUUCCAAAGCAAGAAUUGGUAUUCUUGGAAAUAAUGAAAAACACUGCGCGACCACUGAUUCCAGAAUCGGCUUUGGAACAGGAGGAUAUCAGGAUGACACCAUCACUUGUGGAAAUUCUGCAAUAAAAGGUCACACAUCAGACAAUGGAGAGAAGCACAUCAAAGCUAUGGGAUAUAUCUUGGUGCAGUGACAAGGGAAUCGUUGAACCCUCCGUGAAAUGUCUUUCGAGCAAUUCCCAGAGUGAACUCAAAUAUGUAGAUGUAGAUAUAGGGGUUAAAGCUAUUAAAAAAAAGUCGUUCAAAACUGA